This is a messenger RNA of Lathyrus oleraceus (garden pea), 3470 nucleotides long. Its product is annotated as lysine-specific demethylase JMJ28. The transcript is spliced from 12 exons. Lineage: Eukaryota; Viridiplantae; Streptophyta; Magnoliopsida; Fabales; Fabaceae. Gene Ontology annotation, biological process: regulation of transcription by RNA polymerase II. The record is from RefSeq and is a predicted model, not a curated record. Gene Ontology annotation, molecular function: chromatin DNA binding; transcription coregulator activity; histone H3K9 demethylase activity. Gene Ontology annotation, cellular component: chromatin; histone deacetylase complex. Bases 394 to 3240 code for a protein of 948 amino acids.
CUUCGUUGCAGCGAAUUCAAAUCCGACUAAACGAUUUUCUUGUUGACAUAUUAAGACGAAUCUAAAUUCGACUUAAAUCUAUUAUAAAAGGACGUCGUUGGAAUCGUAUUACAACGAAUCUAAAUCAGACUUAAACCCAUCACAAACAACGUCUUCCUAUCACAAACAACGACUUUGUUGAAGAUCUAAAUCAGAUUUAGACUUAUCAUAGACGAUCUCGUCGUGUCAGAGGAUCCAAAUCCGAUAUAAAUACAUAAUAAACUAAUUUUUUAGCCCUAAACAAAAAAAUACUUUUCCCUUUUCUGUUUCUGAGUGCUGCGUCUUCACUUUUUCCCCAGAAAAAAACCUAAUUCCUCAUCAGAAAAAAAAAUUUGAAAAUUCAAUUAUUUUUUGAUGGUGAAAAAAUCAACAAAGGAGGAGGUUCCGCCGGACGAUCUCCGAUGCAGCCGCACCGACGGACGGCAAUGGCGGUGCAAACGGAAAGCGAUGGAAAACGUGAAGUUAUGCGAGGUUCACUAUCUGCAAGGUCGGCAUCGGCAGAACAAAGAGAGGGUACCCGAGUCACUGAAACUUUCAAGGGACAUGAAGGUGAAGAAGAAAAAGAAGAAAAACGACGUCGUUGAAAUUAGGUCAAAGAACAAAAAGAAGAAGAAGAAGAAGAAGCAUGUUGAUGUGCAAUUGGAGUUGAUAAGGAUGGUGUUGGAGAGAGAGGUUGAUAAGAAGAAGAAGAAUGUGAAGAGGAACAACAAUGAGGAAACGGAAUUGCAUUACAGUGAGGCUGAAUUGAGGAAAGAAUUGCCUAAUGGGGUUAUGGAAAUUGCUCCGGUUUCAACACCAUGUGAUGUGGAGUUUCAGAGUAAUGGUAAAACGUUUAUUGCGCCACGUUACUUCAGGUCCAAGAAUGUUGAUAGGAGGGUCCCUUUUGAUAAUUUGCAGGUUUUGAAGAAGUGUGGGAGGAAGAAGUGUCAUUGUUGCCAGAGUAGUGAUUCUGGGAAUCUUAUAAAGUGUUCCAACUGCCAGAAAGAGUUCUUCUGUCUUGAUUGCAUUAAACGAAGGUAUUCCGAGACUCCUAAUGAGGCUAAGAUGGCGUGUCCAGUUUGUCGAGGAUCUUGUACAUGUAAAUAUUGCCGGGCAGGUCUUAGUAAAGACAAUGAAAGUAAGGACCAUUUGGCUGGGAGAAAUAGUGUUGAUAGGAUAUUGCAUUUUCAUUAUUUGAUCUGUAUGCUCCUUCCUGUACUAAAACAAAUAAGUGAGGAGCAGCGUACAGAGCUAGAAACAGAAGCGAAAAAUAAAGGGAAAAAUAUUUCUGAUAUUCUCAUCAAGCAAGUCGAAUUUGGCCGCAAUGAGAAAAAUAACUGCAAUUACUGCAACUCGUCGAUUCUGAAUCUUCAUAGAAGCUGUCUGAGCUGUUCCUACAGUCUAUGCUUAAGAUGUUGCCAGGCAUUGAGUCAGGGAAGCCCUUUUGAGCAUAUAAAUUUGACAACUGAGAUACCUGACAAAAUGGACGCUUGCAUUGAUAACGAAAGUUACCUUUCGGAUGAUAAUACUAUUUCUAGCGAUGAUGUAACUGAUACUUCACUGUUAUCUGAUUGGACUGGUUGUAAUGGUACUACCGACAGUGUAUCAUGUCCUCCUACAGAGCUAGGUGGUUGUGGUAAUACCCACCUUGACUUGAGAUGUGUUUUUCCUUUAAGUUGGAUCGAAGAAAUGGAAACGAAGGCAGAAGAAGUAGUUUGCAGCUAUGAAGUUCCUGAAAUUUUGGAUAAAAAUUCAAGUUGUUCACUUUGUAUUGACACAAAUCAUAAAACCAACAGACAUAAGCAAUCACAAGAAGCGGCUCGAAGAGAAGAUUCUAAUGAUAAUUGCUUAUUUUAUCCCACAGCUUUCACCAUCAGUUCAGAUCAUUUCGAACACUUUCAGAAACACUGGGGAAAAGGCCAUCCUGUAGUAGUCCGAGACGUGCUCCGAAGUACAAAAAACCUCAGUUGGGAUCCUUUGGUCAUGUUCUGUGAUUAUCUUGAGAAGAGCAUUUCAGCAUAUGAGAAUAAUAAGGACUUACUUGAAGCUUGUUUGGAUUGGUGUGAGGUGGAAGUUAACAUUAGACAGCAUUUUACUGGAUCUCUUAGAUGUCGACCUCAGAAAAAUGAUUGUCAUGAGAUGCUGAAAUUAAAUGGAUGGUUAUCUUCCGAACUAUUCAAAAAACAGUUUCCAGAUCAUUUUGCUAAAGUAAUUGAUGCUCUUCCACUUCAAGAAUACAUGAAUCCCAGGUCCGGUCUUCUGAAUUUAGCGGCAUAUAUGCCAGAUGGGAGUGCAAAACAUGACAAAGGACCAUAUGUCCAUAUUUCUUAUGGCUGUACUGACAAGGAAGCUUGUUCCGUGCUAAAUCUCUCAUAUGAACCUUAUGAUGUGGUUGAUAUUAUGGCAUAUACCACAGAUGCUCCUCUCUCUCCAGACCAUCUUACUAAAGUAACUAAGUUAUUGAAAAAGCAUCAAACUCUGUGUCAAAGGGGGUCGCCAAUGAUUAUUACUGAGCAUGUAGAAGACAAAGAACAAAAGGAAACAGAGAGUAUUGCCAUGGAAGGAACCGACUUUUACAGGAGAGUCAAUAGAUCAUCUUACAUUAAUGAAGUCAAAACAAUACCUAGUCGGAGUUUAGAGGAUAAUGCUUCCAACAAUGAAGAACCUGUUUCUUGUUCAGAUUCAGAUUCAGAUUCCGAGAAAACACUAAGCUCUUUACCUCUCCACAAGGCAGUUCGAAGCACUGAAAUGUAUUCUGUUGCACAGUGGGAUGUCUUCCGAAGACAGGAUGAACCGAAGCUUCUAGAAUAUCUCAAAAGACAUGCUGAUGAAUUUUCUUGUGCCAGUGAAUAUCACGGCAAGAAGAUGGUUCAGCCAAUUCUAGAUCAGAGUAUCUUUUUGGACACUGCUCACAAAAUGAGACUGAAGGAGGAAUUCAAUAUCGAACCGUGGACCUUUGUGCAACGUGUUGGAGAAGCUGUUAUCGUUCCUGCCGGAUGUCCAUACCAGAUUAAGAAUUCUAAGUGUUGUGUGCAUGUGGUAUUGAAAUUUAUGUCUCCUGAGAAUGUUGCGGAAUGUAUCCAAUUGACUGAUGAGAUCCAUUUGCUUCCUGAAGACCAUAUAGCAAAAGUAGACAUGCUGGAGGCAAGGAAAAUGGCUCUUAAUAGUGUGGAGACGGCGAUAAAAGAAAUACAUGAGCUCACUUCCAAUCCCAAAACAUGAUUGAACUUAGUUGAAAUAUAUUCUUAGAUAACUCCGGACUAUGUAGUUUUCUUUAUUUAUAGAUUUAUUAUCGAGUAUCGUUAAGAUCUAGCAAGGUACUUAAAUUGUUUAGUUUUUUUUACUUUAGGUGCUUCAGUUGGUUACUUUCAGAUUCUAUUCUUUUUUUUUUAGGAUUGUUGUGACAUAUACCUUAAAGAAUUUGAAAUAAAUAACUUCAUGGUUUAUAAAUA